Messenger RNA from Owenia fusiformis, 2969 nucleotides. Lineage: Eukaryota; Metazoa; Annelida; Polychaeta; Sabellida; Oweniidae. The record is from the annotation of a GenBank genome assembly.
AAUUUACAUGAGAUAGUGUAUACUGUGAGUGUCCUUACUAUCAAAUUGUGGACAUGACCUUAGUCUUUGACAUCUCGAAAGUAGGCAUCGUGUUUUUUGAAUACUUCUUCUCUGAUUUGGUUUGAAUUUUGGAAUAGUAAUUUUGCAAUGGUUUUGAAAUCACAUAGGUAAGAUGCAGUAUUUAGAACAAUGUAAUACCAACAAAGCAUCAUGAGCUACAUAGGAAAAUACAAAUGGCCAUGGACAAGAAGAUAACAUAAUAUAAUACAGGAUAAUUAUUAUCAAAAUUCAUCAUGAUACGUGGAAUGUUUGCCAAUGUUUUGAUGCAAGAUGUGGGAGAGGAAGGACCCUUGAAUUGCACGCCCCCAUCACUUAACGAGUUUCCGGGAGAUUUCUUUACUGAUGCGCAACGAAAGGAAGGGGGCUUAGUGGUACAUUUCCUGAUAGCAUUCUACAUAUUUGGUGCCAUGUCAAUAGUGUGUCAUGACUACUUUGUGGCAUCUAUAGAGCGUAUCUGUGAAAUUCUUGAACUAGAAGCAGAUGUAGCUGGGGGCACGUUCAUGGCAGCAGGAGGGUCAGCCUCAGAACUCUUCACUGCAGUUAUAGGUGUAUUUAUCUCAAAAAGUGAUGUGGGAGUAGGUACAGUUGUUGGAUCAGCUGUCUUCAACCUUCUGUUCAUUGUGGGAAUAUGUGGAGUGUUUGCUGGCAUGACAGUGCAGCUAAGCUGGUGGGCGAUCUACAGAGAUGUACUGGCCUACAUGCUCAGUGUAACCACACUGGGGCUAAUCAUAUAUGAUGGUCACAUUCACUGGUAUGAGAGUCUGAUCAUGGUUGGCCUGUACUUCUUCUAUAUCUGCCUCAUGUUCAACAACAGACACGUUGGUGGCUUUUUCAAGCGAAUCGUUCAAAACUGUAAAAGUCGCAUAACACGUCGUAGAUUGUCACCAGUUCCAUCUAGGAGGGAUUUAGAAUCAAACAUUUUAUUAGAAAAUGAAACAACGCCAUUGUUGUUUGGAAAACGAAAAACUUCCGAACAAAUUGAAGUGCCAAAUGGUGUACCCAGUGAGGUUAUAAGAAGUGGAAGUGUCAAAAGUACAAGUACUAAACCACUAGAGGCAAGUGGACCUGGUGAUGCAGAGACAAGUUUUGGUGGAACCUCCUCAAAGACUGAUGAAUUUCCUGCCACACAGUUCAUAUCUCCCUGGAAGUUCCCAGAUAAUACUUUCUCACAGAUAUUUUGGAUCAUAAUGCUCCCAUUCACUGUGUGUGUGUUCCUGACAAUCCCAGACUGCAGGAGACCUGGUAUCUGGAGACGUCUCUACAUGUUGACAUUCCUUAUGUCAGUACUGUGGAUAGCUGUGCUGUCUUAUCUCAUGGUGUGGAUGGUUACCAUUAUAGGAGAUACAAUCGCUAUUCCUGAGAUAGUGAUGGGGUUGACUUUUCUGUCAAUAGGUGACAGUUUGCCCGAUCUGCUCAACUGUAUAUUUGUGGCUAAAGAUGGCUUCGGUGACAUGGCUGUAGCUAACUCAGUUGGGAGUAAUGUGUUUGACAUUCUGUUUUGCCUUGGCCUCCCAUGGCUCCUUCAGACAGCAUUCGUUGAGCCUAAUGGUGUCGUAGAGAUCAGUAGCACAGGAUUAGAGUAUACUCUCAUAACACUCUUGUUUAGUGCUCUUUUUAUACUUGUUAGCUUACAUUUCACUAAAUGGAUGCUGGGUAAAAAAUUAGGCAUCACCUGCAUUGUAUUAUAUGUUGUAUUUAUAACAUUCGCCUGCUUGUACCAGGGGAAUGUAUUUGGACAAGUGACACUACCAACAUGCCCUCUUGUGGAGUAAUAAGAUACUAGAGAGCCGCAGACAUAGAUAAUGGGAGUAUUAAAAGUAUGCCAUUAAAAGUAUGCCAUAGACAAAGCAUAUAAUAGUAUUCUGAAGAUCGCUCGGACGAAUUUUGAAAUAUGUGACGCCUGAGACAGAAAACGUAAUAUAGGAAACAAAAGUUGAAAAAUAUGCCAUUCAAGGACUACAUGGAUCCAUCAAGCUAAAAGACAUUGUUUGUAUGUUUGACAUUGUCUACCACUGCAGCAUUAUAAAAAGUUGUACUGUUGAUGAAUCAUGCAAAUCCUGUGCAUGGAUUACAUAACAGAAAUCAAGUGCUUUAACCAUGAUAAAAGAGAUUACAGCCUACAAUCUUUGGUAUAAGAAAAUUGCAUGUGAUAGUAACUUUAACAAGAACUGUCAGUUGAGAUCUUUAAUAUUUGCACUAGUCAAAAUAUGUGUUGGAUAUUUUCAUUAAUUUACAAAGUCUUGGUUGAACACACUUUCCCUUGUCAUGAUUAUAAUUUUUCAGAUUGGGGAAUAUAUUCUUUUAGUGGGACUGUUUUUAAGAUAGAUUCUUAUAAUACAGUUAUAAAGCUUACUUAAUGCAGUCCCGGAAAGAAUUUUACGGAGUUUUACAGAGCAAUUGUCGUUAUGACAGAAUUCCUGCAGGAGUUUCAUUAACUGAAUAUGCAGAAUUUUCAGGGUCAAAUGAACUACAAUUUUUGAGAUUUCAAAAUAAUUUCAUGCUUUAUUGUGGGGUGAUUGUAAAUGUAAUGUCAGUGCUCCAUUCUGAGUGCCACACCCCUUUUUUAUGAUUUUAAUCUGCAUAUUAUAAAAAUGAUUCCACUAUCUUCACAAACCUUAAGUUAUCUAUUGUAUUUUAUUGUAUAUGCUAUAUUUUAUUGUAUAUGUUGUCUUAUAUUGUAUAUGACUGCAAUAUUAUGAGUAUGUAAGGAUAGAAGCUGAAACAGUCAGAAAAUCGGGUCAGAAACAAUAUUUUUUCUAUUUGAAAAGUGAGAUUGAGUAUGUGUAUACUAUAAACCAUACAAUAUACCAAAUGCAAUAAUUUAUAGAUUUCUACUAUUUGUCAAAGUAUAAGAUACAUGUGACAUAUCUUAGUGUUAUGUUAGCAACAAUAAAGUUAGAUCAAAUCGA